This is a messenger RNA of Etheostoma cragini (Arkansas darter), 3607 nucleotides long. Its product is annotated as phosphatidate phosphatase LPIN2-like. Lineage: Eukaryota; Metazoa; Chordata; Actinopteri; Perciformes; Percidae. Gene Ontology annotation, cellular component: nucleus; endoplasmic reticulum membrane; cytosol. Gene Ontology annotation, biological process: fatty acid catabolic process; positive regulation of transcription by RNA polymerase II; cellular response to insulin stimulus. Gene Ontology annotation, molecular function: phosphatidate phosphatase activity; transcription coactivator activity. The record is from RefSeq and is a predicted model, not a curated record. The coding region runs from base 134 to 2935 and encodes 933 amino acids. The transcript is spliced from 20 exons.
UAGUCACGUGCAGCCUGAGCGCUGCAGGGUCACGUGCCGUGUCGGCUUCAUCACAGCAGCAGGGACUCGGUGGAGGACCAGACUGAAGGUGUGACUGCCUGCGGGUGAGCCACUACUCCGGCAGGUGGACACCAUGAACUACGUGGGGCAGCUGGCAGGCCAGGUGCUGGUGACAGUAAAGGAGCUGUAUAAGGGGAUCAAUCAGGCAACUCUGUCAGGCUGCAUCGACGUGGUUGUGGUCCGACAGCCUGACGGGACGUUCCAGUGCUCCCCUUUCCAUGUCCGCUUUGGAAAACUGGGGGUGCUGCGCUCUAGGGAGAAAGUAAUUGAUAUAGAAAUCAAUGGGGAACCUGUAGAGCUGCACAUGAAGCUGGGAGACAAUGGUGAGGCCUUUUUUGUCCAGGAGACAGAACAGCACAAUGAGAUUGUCCCAGCCCACCUGGUGACCUCGCCCAUCCCUACAGAAGAGGCUCUGUUCAGGUGCAGAGAGCCCGGAUGUGGUGGAUCACUAGCUGAGAACGGUCAGCUUCUGAAUCCAGAAGAUUCUGGCUCUGGAAACCCCCAAACCUUCUCAAACACCACCGGAAAGAAGAAGAGGAGACGCAGGAGGAAGCACAAGGCUGAGCCACGCAGGGAGGAGCAAACCACACCCGCAGGCGGGGAGCUCGAUCUGUGUGAGCUCAGUUCAGAUGAGGAGCACAAUGCGCAAAAUGGACGGGCCUCAUUGCUAUCCAUGGUGAAGGAAAAUAUGGACUACAAGCAACAUUCCCCGCUCACUGCCCUCGAAUGGGACAGCUACCCUUUCUCUGAUGGAGAAUGGCCCCCUAGCACUACCAGGGAGAUGUCGGAGCCCAUGUCACCCAAGAGUGACUCUGAGCUGAUGGUAAAGCCAGCAGGAAGCAUGCUCAGGGCCGAGUCCCACAUGCAGUGGACCUGGGGAGAGUUUCCAGAAUCCACUAGGGUCAACAAAAAGGACAAAUCAGAGCCAAAGACGUUGACCAUCACUCCCUCUGAGAACACACAUUUCAGGGUUAUCUUGAGCACAGAAGCCAUGGAAGAAAGAGAAGGAGAGGAUACCAUUUGCAGUAUUGUAAAGCCAGAGCCUCGGACCAUCAAAAUUGAUCAGUGCAGCUUUCAACCACAGCCCCCUGAAGCUUCGUCACGCAACGCAAACCUUACCAAGCACAAGCCAGACCUUUCAGACUUAAUGUCCAACAGUUUUAUCUCUGAGCGGUGUCCCACUAACUCUGACCUCAUCCCAAAAACCGCAUGCAAGGCCAAGUGGAAGUCUUCCCCACCCAGCUGCAGGGACCGCAGCACUGCUGCCAGUGGAGCCGGUAACAUGGCUGGAAACUCAACAGCUGUUUGUCCUGAUGCAAGAGCCUCAUCCAAACCCAGCGAUUCCCCCGCCAAGAGGAGAGGUGUGAGGAAGAGGAGCCAGCAUCAGGGACCUGAAGAUAUUUACCUGGAUGACCUGAAUGCACUUGAACCUGAUGUUGUUGCCCGGUACUUCCCUAAAAGUGAGUCUGAGCAGGUUGAGGUGGAGAGGCGCUCUGGAUCGCAGUCUCCCCAGUCUGUUGGCAGCGCAGCAGCAGACAGCGGCACCGAGUGUCUGUCUGACUCUGCUGGUGACCUCCCUGAUGUCACCCUGUCGCUGUGUGGAGGCGUUGGUGAGAACUCAGAGAUCCCUAAAGAGAAAUUCAUGGAGCACAUCAUCACCUAUAAUGAAUUUGCAGAAAAUCCAGCAAUAAUUGACAAUCCUAAUUUGGUAGUUAGAAUUGCAAACAGGUAUUACAACUGGACACUGGCAGCACCGCUGAUACUUAGUAUGCAGGCUUUUCAGAAGAACUUGCCAAAGGCUACAGAGGAGGCCUGGGUGAAGGAGAAAAUGCCCAAAAAGUCUGGACGCUGGUGGUUCUGGAGAAAGAGCAGCAUAAAGCAGUUAUCAUUAGAGACCAAGUCAGAGAGACAGGAGUCUCUGACCACAGAGAGCCCUUCCCUUCACCAGGCCCCAGAAACACACAGGCAGAAAGCAGCAGAGUGGUCCAGCGACGAUGAGACUAAAGAGCUGAACGCUGUGGCACCUGCUUGGCCACCUACUGAUCACGUGCAGACAGAAGGCCCGGCACUGGCGCCUUGCCACUCCUACAAGAAGUCCCUCCGACUGUCGUCAGACCACAUAGCCAGCCUGAAGCUAAGAGAGGGCCCUAAUGAUGUCACCUUCAGCAUAACCACUCAGUACCAGGGGACAUGCCGCUGCGAGGGAACUAUCUACCUGUGGAACUGGGACGACAAGGUCAUAAUCUCUGACAUCGAUGGCACCAUCACCAAGUCAGAUGUGUUUGGUCAAAUUCUGCCUCAGCUCGGAAAAGAUUGGACUCAUCAAGGCAUCGCUAAGCUCUACCACUCAGUGCAUGAGAAUGGUUACAAGUUCCUGUACUGUUCGGCCCGAGCGAUCGGCAUGGCUAACAUGACCAGAGGAUAUCUGCACUGGGUGAACGAUAGAGGGACUCUCCUGCCUCAAGGACCGCUCAUGCUCUCCCCCAGCAGCCUCUUCUCCGCCUUCCACAGAGAAAUCAUAGAAAAAAAGCCUGAGAAGUUCAAGAUCGAAUGCCUCACAGAUAUCAAGAACCUGUUUUUCCCAAACACACAUCCCUUCUAUGCAGCCUUCGGAAACCGAGUAAGCGACGUGUUUGCCUAUAAGCAAGUGGGCGUGCCCGUGUGUCGGAUAUUCACAGUGAAUCCCAAAGGGGAGUUAAUCCUCGAGCAAGCCAAAGGCAAUAAAACAUCAUACAGCCGGCUGAGUGAGCUGGUGGAGCAUGUUUUUCCUUUACGGAGUUCACAACACAGCGCCACCUUCAGCUGUCCAGAGUUCAGCUCCUUCUGUUACUGGAGACAGCCACUCCCUGAGGUGUGUUUUGAGGAGCUGCUCUAACUUGAAAUGAUAUUAAAGUUUUCAACUAACAUUGUUGACUUAACUCAGAGCAGUAAUGCCUGUAUGCACUGGUUUUAUAAUAUUGAUAAGUUUUUGUAAUUCUUAAUUAUGUAGGCUACUGGAAUAGUUUGAUAUUGUCUUAGACACAUCCAACUGAAGUGAAAAGGUUUGGGAUAUGAAUGUAUUCCAUAUUUGUUAAUGCACAACCUUUCAUUUAUUCCCUUAUAUGCGCUUGUAUUCUUUGUGCUUGAGCGACACAGUUAAGAGGUGUAUUUGAAGGCACGGUAAGUUUUUGGCACAUACAAAAGCCAAAAGCAUGACAUACUGUAUGAGUUAUUAUUCUUACCAUUUGAAUAGUUUCUUUUACAUGCUUAUGAGAAGAUAUUUGCUAAGCAUGUAUUUAGGAGUGGAGGUGUUGGUGUUUAAACUGGCUACUGGCACGGUAUGAAACAAAAAUACUCGCUGUAUUACACUCUCUGCCUGACAAGAGCGCUAUCAUAAAACAACAAGGUAAUAUUCAUAGCAGCUAUGUUUUUUUUGAAUCCCUUUAAGGCCUUAUCCACUCUUUAAUGUUCGCAAUAAAUGUCUUACAUCUUUGUUCCAAAGCUUAAUGAUUUUGCACUAUAAGAAAAAAUGUGAAAGAAAUAGUUAAUAAUUGCAUUAGUGCAGUUU